CCAAUAUGAGACCCGUGGCGGCUGCGAGGCCUCAAGCAUUUUCUAGCUGUAGAAUUGCUCUGUUGAACGCUAAGGCCCCAGAUUUCCACGGAUGCAAAACGAGUGCGGGGUGUGGGCCAGAGCCCCAGACGUCAGAUGUAAAGCGUACAGAGGAGCUAUCCUUGCUGAAUAUGCGGGAUGAUCGGUCGAUACAAAGAUGGUACAUGUCCCGGGUGACACAGGCCUCCUGAGCGGAUGGACGAACUGACGGGAGCUGAAUGGGCCUGAGCUGUGGACACGAGACACUCUGCCUAUAAAUUCGGUCCAAGUGCCCAAUUCGAACGAUGUCCAAACUCCCGAUAGCUAUAUUAAAUCGCAAUUAUCCGAAAAACUUCGCAUUUCAUCCGUCAUCACAUCAGAGAAUCGACAACCCACCACUAGCUAAAAAUGAGUACCGUCCGUGGAAAGUGCCACUGUGGUCAGUCUGAAUGGUCUGUGAAGCUCGCAGACCAGGAGAAGUCGCAUAUCCUCUGCCACUGCGAUGCGUGCAAGCAGAUCAACGGCGGAGAGUUCACCUUGAACCAAGUUAUCCCGCAAGAGAACUUCAACCUCGAAAAAGGGAACCUAUCCAAAUACACGUACAAGGGAGACUCUGGGAACGAUGUGCAUUGCUUCUUCUGUCCAACUUGCUCUACCCACGUCUAUCAUCACCAAACUGUUCUUGGGAAAUACAUCGUCCGCACCGCAGCACUUGAUGGUGCCAAAGGAUGGCCGGUCGCUGCGGAAAUUUAUUGCAAGGAUACCUCGGGAUGGUUGCCAAAGAUUUCUGAUAAUAACUUCCCUGCUGCCCCACCUGCAUAAGCAGGAGGAUGAAAACUUUUGGCGCUAGAUGCAUAACCCGGGGUAAGUGGAAGAGCGAAUGACGUAUUUAGCAUUUGGGCAUUGAAGGGGUUGGGACAGGUGCAGAGAGACGGCCGUGGCAAUGGAGUAUUUUAUCUACUGGAACCCCCCAGUCUUUACUUGAUAUCGA
Molecule: messenger RNA, 1009 nt
Organism: Coccidioides posadasii C735 delta SOWgp
Lineage: Eukaryota; Fungi; Ascomycota; Eurotiomycetes; Onygenales; Onygenaceae
Molecular function (GO): carbon-sulfur lyase activity
Source: RefSeq, a predicted model, not a curated record